Messenger RNA from Solanum stenotomum, 1365 nucleotides. RefSeq lists its product as uncharacterized. NCBI's taxonomy places the organism in Eukaryota, Viridiplantae, Streptophyta, Magnoliopsida, Solanales, Solanaceae. Gene Ontology annotation, molecular function: nucleic acid binding. Bases 1 to 1365 code for a protein of 454 amino acids. The transcript is spliced from 4 exons. Gene Ontology annotation, biological process: DNA integration. The record is from RefSeq and is a predicted model, not a curated record.
AUGCAGUUGAUGAAUAAGGCCACACCAGAACAAUUGAAGCAGAUGCUAAAUGUACUAAACAUGAACACCACAAACCAACCACAUAUGAGUGCUCACAUGGCAGGAAAAGUACAACUACCAACAAGUGAUUCAGCUUUUAUUUCUCAUAUUGGAAGUGUUCAGUUGAAUGAAGGUAAAGACCUCUCAUCUGGGAAGGUGAAGGGGAUUGGUGAUAUAGAGGAUGUUCUUUAUGUACUAAGAAUGCAAGGGAUGCAACAAAGAAAUGUGAAUACAAUCAGGACAAUAUUUGUUGUUGGGAAAACCAUUGAUCCUGCCCUUUGGCAUAUGAGAUUGGGACACAUUCCUAUGGGAGUACUUAGAAGAAUAAAGGCUUUCAAUAAUUGUAGUAGUCUUACUUUGAAACAGUGUAGUAUUUGUCCACAGGCUAGACAAACUAGAGUUCCUUUUCCCAUUAGCAAUAGUAAAGCAGAUGCUAAUUUUGAUUUGGUUCACAUGGAUGUUUGGGGCCCUUACAAGAUGCCUACUCACAAUGGGAAGAGGUAUUUCCUCACUUUAGUUGAUGAUAAUUCUAGGUGGACAUGGGUUUUCUUAAUUGCUUUAAAGUCUGAUGUGAUUGUAGCUCUUAAACAAUUCUUAUCAAUGAUAAAAACACAGUUUGGCAGAAUUGUGAAGGUGUUUAGAUCUGAUAAUGGAGGUGAAUUCUUUAAUACAAAUUGUAGUGAAUUGUUUACAUCAAAUGGGAUAUUGCACCAAAGUUCUUGUCCUCAUACACCACAACAAAAUGGUAUUGUGGAAAGGAAGCACAGGCAUAUUUUGGAGACAGCUAGAGCAAUCAAAAUACAAAGUAAUCUUCUUGCACAUAAUAUUGAUUAUGAAAGAGGCAUGCAUUUUCUUAAUCUUGGUGGGACUAAAAUGCCUAAUCAUGUUGAAAGUGAGAUAUUGAUUUCCUCUGAUCAUGGUGAAGAUGAAAUACCAAGCAUUGUUGUUACUGGGCUUUCUGAUGGUGAACCAGGUCCAAUUGAGGUAACCCCACCUCCACCUUUAUGCACACUAGAAGAGGAACAUGUUGAGGAGGAACAUGUCCCAGAUGCACAGGACCAUAUUGGUUUAAGGAAGUCACAUAGGACUGCCAGGCCUCCUAUUUGGCAAACAGAUUAUGUCUUACCUGGGAAAGCAACUAGAAAUUGUUUAUACUCCAUAGGUGAUGUUGUGGACUAUGCUAGCAUCUCAGUCCCUUAUAAGAGUUUUUUGACAAAAAUCUUACAAGAGCAAGAGCCUAAAACAUAUCAUGAAGCAGUACAAGACAACAAAAGGAUUGAAGCUAUUCAAAGUGAAAUCCAGGCACUAGAAGAAAAUAACACAUGA